Molecule: messenger RNA, 1212 nt
Organism: Theobroma cacao (cacao)
Lineage: Eukaryota; Viridiplantae; Streptophyta; Magnoliopsida; Malvales; Malvaceae
Product: magnesium transporter MRS2-1-like
Biological process (GO): magnesium ion transport
Molecular function (GO): magnesium ion transmembrane transporter activity
Source: RefSeq, a predicted model, not a curated record
AUGGAUGUAUUGGAGUUCCCGGAGACAGGCCAAGGCCUCCGAUCUUGGAUUCGUGUUGAUGCGUCGGCAAAUUCCCAAGCACUUGAGAUCGACAAGUUGACCAUAAUACGUCGUUGUGGUAUAUCAACUCGUGAUCUACGGAUUCUUGACCCCCUGUUUGUUUACCCCCCAACCAUCCUUGGUAGAGAGAAGGCUAUCGUUGCUAAUUUGGAGAAGAUGCGGUGUAUUAUCACCGCUGACGAGGUCCUGCUCUUGAAUACCCUUGACAGAAACGUUUUGCAGUACGUGAUGGAGCUGCAGAAACGACUAAGAAGCACUGGAGUAGCUGAAUUGAACCCAGGAGGCAGCGGUUCCAGGAGUUUUAGGAGCACGUCUUCCUAUAGUCCCUUCGAGUUUAGGGCUCUUGCAGUUGUUUUGGACGUUGUUUCUGGCUCUCUUGAUUCUGAGGCAUCAGAAUUAGAAAUGGAAGCAUAUCCAUUGCUCGACGAGCUCACAUCAGAGGUAAGUACCUUCAACCUGGAACGAGUUCGCGGAUUGAAGAGCGGCCUUGUUGCAUUGACUCGAAGAAUUCGUAAGAUUCGAGAUGAGGUAGAGAAUAUAAUGGAUGACAAUGAAAAUAUGGCUGAAAUGUAUCUUACUGAGAAGAAGAGAAAGAUGGAAUCGUCAUCAUUAAUUUCUGAUGAUCAGUCUUCUUUGGUGGGAAUAUUCAGAUCAAAUGAAGGAGCCUCUGAAGCAUCUGAUCCUAUAAUAUGUCCUCCUGUUUCUUCACCCUCAGGCUUCCGAAGCCUGACGAAAAACUGGAGCAGCUUAAGGAUCCGGCGCAAGAGCAUGAUGAUGAGUUCAGAGAACACUGCGAAGAGUGUGGAAGAGUUGGAGUCGUUACUGGAAGCACACUUUGUUGUCAUUGAUAGCAUUCUGAAUAAGUUGAUAACGUUGAAGCAACACAUUGAUGACACAGAAAAUUUCCUCAACAUUCAGAUGAAUCAUCUUCGAAACCGACUGAUCCAGUUUGAGUUGCUACUCACAUCGGCCACGUUUGUUCUUGCCAUAUUUGGGAUAAUAAUAGGAAUAUUUGGCAUUAACUUUCCAGUACCAUUAUUUAAUGAUUCUCAUACAAUUAAGCUGGUCCUCAUCAUUACUAGCAUUUGUGGGAUCAUCUUAUACUGUGCAUUAGUGUGUUUCUACAAGUGGAGGAAGGUUCUGCUGCUCUAA